This is a messenger RNA of Naegleria lovaniensis, 891 nucleotides long. RefSeq lists its product as uncharacterized. The transcript has a single exon. The record is from RefSeq and is a predicted model, not a curated record. Gene Ontology annotation, biological process: rRNA catabolic process; U4 snRNA 3'-end processing; poly(A)-dependent snoRNA 3'-end processing. Gene Ontology annotation, cellular component: nuclear exosome (RNase complex); nucleolus; cytoplasmic exosome (RNase complex). NCBI's taxonomy places the organism in Eukaryota, Heterolobosea, Eutetramitea, Acrasida, Naegleriidae. The coding region runs from base 1 to 891 and encodes 296 amino acids.
AUGACCAUUUCAGCAAGGCACAACAAUCAAAUUCCUCUUCGUUCGGUCCGACCCAUCUAUCCUUCGGGGUCAACGACAACGAGUAGCAGUAGUAGUAGCAGUAGCACAACUUUACAACCUCUUAUCAAUAUUGAAACAGGUAAACGAAAAGAUGGACGUACCUGUGAUAAAUUCAGAAAUGUUUUUCUUCAAGUCGGAGUCAUCAAACAAGCUCGUGGAAGUGCCUAUCUUGAAUUUCAUCAAGGAACUAAAAUUAUUUGUGCAGUCUAUGGUCCUCGACAAGUUUCUGCAAAAAACAUAGAAUUUAGUGAUACAGGACGAUUACAGUGUGAAUAUCGAGUGGCACAAUUUGCCUCUAAACAUUGCAAUUCCCGAAGUAGUAUUAGCAGUGGAAUGAGUGCCACGAAAUCACAUCAAGCGACAUCGGAAGAAAUUGAAUUUGGAAUUCACAUGAGAGAAGCCCUUGAAUCAUCACUUCGAUUAGACAAAUAUCCAAAAAGUGUCAUUGAUGUUUAUUGUUUUGUUUUAGAAGAUGAUGGAAGUGCAUUGAGCGGAGCUAUUAGUUGUGCCUCUCUAGCACUUGCCAAUGCAGGAAUUGAAAUGGUGGAUAUGGUGAGUGCAUGUACAACAAGUGAAUUGGAAGGUCAAAUUGUUGUGGAUCCAACCAGUCAUGAAUAUAAAUAUGCAAGUGGUGGAAUGGUGUGUGGAUAUAUGAGCAAUUUGAAUGAAGUAACACAAUUAACUCAAGUGGGAGAUAUGUCGUUUCAGAAAGUGAGUGAAGCAAUGGAUUUAUGUAUUGAUGGAUGCACCAAGUUGUAUCAAUUGAUGCAACAUUGUUUAAUUGAGAGUAAAACCAACAACACAAAUCCAACUGUGUUUCAAGAGAUUUAG